Caenorhabditis remanei is the source of this 903-nucleotide messenger RNA. RefSeq lists its product as uncharacterized. The transcript has 5 exons. Gene Ontology annotation, biological process: proton motive force-driven ATP synthesis. The record is from RefSeq and is a predicted model, not a curated record. NCBI's taxonomy places the organism in Eukaryota, Metazoa, Nematoda, Chromadorea, Rhabditida, Rhabditidae. The coding region runs from base 1 to 903 and encodes 300 amino acids. Gene Ontology annotation, molecular function: proton transmembrane transporter activity.
AUGUCGUUGAGCCGUUUGUCUUCUCCACAACUCUACUCUCGCGCCUUCAUUGUUGCGCGAGGAGCCGCUACUGGACAUGCGACUGCUACAUCGGACAACAGUAUCAGUUUCUUUGAAAAAAUUUCCUACCGGUUCAAGGGAAUCCCUCUCCCUACGGAAACUGAAGCUCCAAAGUCAAUGUUUGAUGCUUGUAACAAAGAAUGGUCGGCUCCUGAAUUGCUCCCAGCGGUUCCGAAAGAAUUCAAAGAGCACCCAGAUCGUGAUUUGGCCAACUAUCCAUACCCAUCUCGACCAAUGUACCCACCGAAAUUUCGUCUUUUGAUGAUGCCUGACUCGUGGUUCACUCCAUUCCAGAAAGUUACUGGAACUUCUGGACCGUACCUCUUCUUCGGAGGACUGUUCGCAUUCCUUGUCAACAAGGAAUUAUGGGUUUUCGAGGAGCAAGGUCACAUGACUGUUGGUUGGAUUAUCUUCUAUCUGCUUGUCUCCAGAACUGCAGGAUAUAAAAUCGACGCCGGACUAUACAAAGACUAUCAAGAGCGUGUUGGAUUUUUCAAAGGAUUGAUUCAAGAAGAUCUUAAAGAGGCAGUUGAUUUCCGCAAAACUUCUGCCAAGCAGACCGAUUCUCUCACUGCUCUCAAGGAUAAUAUGCCUACUUCUCUCAAAGAAUCUAUGCAGUUGCAGUUGGAGGCAGCUUAUAGAAAGAAUAUCCAAACUAUUUCGAGCGAGAUCAAGCGUCGCAUUGAUUAUCUGAAGGAAACUGAGGAAACAAAGGCCAGAUUUGAGCGUGAUCAACUUUUGAGACUCAUCAAUGAGAGUGUGGAGAAGCAAGUUUCGCAAAAGGAUUUCCAGGAGAAAUUCCUCCAAAACGCCAUUCAGCAACUCAAGGGUAUUGCCGUCUAA